AGUGCUGGUGCCACGUCAUCACGUAGAACCUCGUUUGCGUAGAGCGCGGGAAGCGGCGCGAGCACGACGCCGCUGAGACCGAAGAAACGGGAGCAACCGGAAGCAGAAGCAGAGCGCGUGAGGAGGAUGAAGGUGUAUUUCUGCGGGAGCAUCCGCGGCGGCAGAGAUGACGUUGUCGUGUACCGGAGGAUCGUUCAGAAGCUGCAGAGCUACGGGACCGUGCUGACCGAGCACGUGAGCAGCGGCGAGCUCACCGACAGAGGAGAGGACGCCACAGCAGCAGGAGACCGAGCCAUUCACAACCGGGACGUGGACUGGCUCCGACAGUGUGACGUGGUCGUGGCGGAGGUGACGCAGCCGUCUCUGGGCGUCGGCUACGAGCUCGGCCGAGCCGUCGACAUGAAGAAGAAAAUCUUCUGUCUGUUCAGACCAUCCUCAGGACGCAGUCUCUCAGCCAUGAUUCGAGGAGCUGAUGACGGCGAGCUCUUCCUGGUCAGAGAUUACGACGAGGAUGAGGUGGAGAACGUUCUGGAAGAGUUCUUUAACAGCCUGCAGAGAACCUGAAGAACAGAAACUCACUCAAUAAAGUCAAAAAGCAGAAUAAAA
Scatophagus argus is the source of this 606-nucleotide messenger RNA. RefSeq names its product 2'-deoxynucleoside 5'-phosphate N-hydrolase 1 (gene dnph1). Gene Ontology annotation, cellular component: nucleus. Gene Ontology annotation, molecular function: 5-hydroxymethyl-dUMP N-hydrolase activity. The coding region runs from base 127 to 564 and encodes 145 amino acids. NCBI's taxonomy places the organism in Eukaryota, Metazoa, Chordata, Actinopteri, Scatophagidae. The transcript is spliced from 4 exons. The record is from RefSeq and is a predicted model, not a curated record. Gene Ontology annotation, biological process: deoxyribonucleoside monophosphate catabolic process.